Messenger RNA from Striga asiatica, 1533 nucleotides. The record is from the annotation of a GenBank genome assembly. Lineage: Eukaryota; Viridiplantae; Streptophyta; Magnoliopsida; Lamiales; Orobanchaceae.
CUUUAAAGAAAAAUAAUCGUUCAAAAUUAGAAACAAAUAGUACAUAAAAAGGAAAAAAGAAAAAACUUAGAAUGAAAAGCAUAAAAACGACAAUUUCAUAUUUUUCUUUCUUUAAUAAUUAAUUAUUAUCCCAAUUCCCAAUUCCCACCUUCACCUCUGUGAAAUUCAGCGAAUCAAACCCUAGAAACUACACAAAAGGAACGAUUUUUUCAACCUAAUUGACGAAUCGAGCUCUGCUACUUGUCUGUCGGGCACCACAAGCCACAAAUACGAGCAUAAUUGCUCGUAGCUACACGCACUAGCUGCCAAUAGAGAUGGACCACGAAGGGCACCACGAGCAAGACGACGAUGUCUACGGAGGCGAGCUGCCUGAGGAGGCUUACAUGGAGUCAGACUUCGAGCCUUCUGCUGAUGCGGAAGGGUAUGCAGAGGAUGACUCCAAAGGCAAGGACUUGGAGAGUAUGAAGAAGAGAUUGCAGGAGAUAGAAGAAGAAGCUGGUGCGCUGCGCGAAAUGCAGGCCAAGGUUGAGAAAGAGAUGGGGGCAACUCAAGUGUGCUUACGCCAACAUCAGGAUGAUAUCGGUCUAAAUGAUUCAGGUGGGGCCUCUGCUACCCAAGCUGAAAAGGAAGAGGUGGAUUCUCGAUCCAUUUAUGUUGGCAAUGUGGACUAUGCAUGCACACCUGAAGAGGUGCAGCAACAUUUUCAGUCUUGUGGAACUGUGAACAGGGUCACUAUCUUGACCGACAAGUUUGGUCAACCCAAAGGUUUUGCUUACGUGGAGUUUGUUGAAAUUGAGGCUGUUCAGAAUGCUCUUCUGCUUAACGAGUCAGAACUGCACGGCCGUCAGCUGAAGGUGUCAGCUAAGAGAACUAACGUUCCUGGCAUGAAGCAAUUCCGGGGAAGGCAUCCCAAUCCCUAUUUUGGGUCAAGAAGGCCUUUUAUGUAUGCUCCUGGCUACCCUCCUUAUGGCUAUGGGAGGAUUCCAAGGUUCAGACGUCCUAUGCGCUACAGACCGUAUUGAUGAGACUCCAAAUGGGGCUCACUGCAAAUGGUAGAGGAAAUGAAUUCUGCACGAGCAGUUUGACCUGCACUCUUGUGAAGUUAAUUUAUACACCAUUUCCUUGUUAGUGUGCCAUCUUCGAGUUCAGAUUUAGACAUUUAGUUUGGUACUGAAACUUUCUUUUCAACUUCAAAUUGCAACAUUGUUGUACUAUUAAAAGCUGCAUUGCCAAAGCACAACAGCAUAUAGGCAACAAGAGAGAACCUAAGUAUUCUCUUUUGUUGUGGAAUUGUACUUUAAUUUGUGUUGUUUUUAUAUUCGGUGGAUCGUCUUUAGCAUUUUAUGGUUGAUGGCAUAUUAUUUUCUUCAAUUCCACUGCUUUUGCGGCCAAUGCGGUUCUUAGUUCUCGACUUUGGUAUGAUCAUGGAUUUGAAUAGGGCAACAUUUAGGACGUAAUAGUGAGAGUUCUCUUUUUUAUUAUUUGGUGGUAUUGAUUCAAAUCAACUGGUGACUAUCUAAUGUUACUCUCCGG